Messenger RNA from Actinia tenebrosa (Australian red waratah sea anemone), 5217 nucleotides. Its product is annotated as nucleotide-binding oligomerization domain-containing protein 2. Lineage: Eukaryota; Metazoa; Cnidaria; Anthozoa; Actiniaria; Actiniidae. Gene Ontology annotation, molecular function: ATP hydrolysis activity. Gene Ontology annotation, cellular component: cytoplasm. The record is from RefSeq and is a predicted model, not a curated record.
UGGUGUAUUGGGCCCCCUGUGGAGAGGGUGUUCCCUCAAUAACAAACAGCAGCUGCUUUGCAAGCAGACCGUAAAGGUCUCUUGCAUCAGUUCAAAUGGAGAGUUUGAAGGACUUUUUAUCUCCUACCACAUUCAGUUUUUACGGCUAUAUUGUAGCUGUAUUUUGUGCUAUUGGCGUAGCAGCAUUCUCUACAAGUAUAGGAAUCUUGAGAUCGAGUGAAAGACGAAAUUUUCACUGUAAUGUUGGGUCAAGGUGUCCUGCCCUUCAAGGUACUUGUUUCGAUCAGUACGACCAACAGUACAACAUGCCUUUACCUUUGUGGGGAUUUGUACCCUCAUCCUUCUUAAUUCUGACAUUGAUUAGCAUCGUUUAUAGCACGUGCUGUGUUAAAUCUCGAGUAGAAGAAGUAGAACGAGCCAGCAAGAUAGAUACGGAGAAUCCUCACCCAAGACAAAGAAUAACAACUCGAAGAGUCUUCAACUGUUAUCUUACUCAGCUACUUGUACGACUCAUUUUGGGCAUUCUGUUCAUUGUAUUACAGAAAGUUGUGCUUUAUCCUUCUGGUUUUCCUACUAGUUUCGUUUGUGAGAAGAAGUUAACGGAAUCAAAAGUUCCAGAGGCCAACAUGACGUUUAACAAUUCAUCUUUUAUCGACUGUACGAAUUCCGUGGGGUCAGACAAAGAUGUCUAUGCAAUGACAGCGUGCAUUGUUAAUACGAUAUUUGCAUGUUUUGUUGCUGGAGAAAUAGCAUAUCUAAUAAGAAAGGCAUGUUUGGAUAAGAACUUUAUGAAUGACGGUGAAUUUUGUCAAAGGCAUUUGUUUAAUAGAAGAAUAACUCCAAGCAGAAUGAAUGAAUACACAAUGAGACAACGCAGACGAAUUAUUAAAGAUACACAAGUAUUAGACCCAAUAGUUCCUCCAUCACCAGGUGAAAAUGAAGGCUGCAAGAACCUAGAUGACGUGUAUGUGAACCUUAUCAUUCACACUGGAAGAGCAACUCCUGAUUUAGACAUGGAAAGAAUGGACAAGCUUAGAAUAAUGGAAGAAUAUGUCAAAUCUCCAAAAAAUUCAAUUAGACUUAACAAACUGGAGGAUUUGUUCGUUCCCAAUGAAGACAGCAAUGAUCCUCGUAAAAUUCUUAUUGUUGGCUGCCCUGGGAUUGGAAAAACUUUGUUGUGCAAGAAACUCUUAAGAGAAUUGAGUAAGAGAGAGGAGAAACAAGAAGAACCUAAAAAAUUUCGUCUUUUGUUUUUAUUUCAUUUUAGAAAUUUCAAUUCUGAAGAAAUGAAAAGCAUGUCCCUUCAAACAUUACUAAGUCAUAGUGUUUAUUCAGAGGGAGAGCUAGAUGCAGAAAUAUUUCAGUGGAUAAUUGAACACCCUGACGAGAUACUUCUGGUGUUUGAUGGCUUGGAUGAAUUCAAAGACCAUGAGAAGUGCAUGGAUGAGGAGAAUAGACAUCCUGGGAAUGGUGUUACAGAUGUUAUGCCUUUUGCUGCUCUUUAUGUGAAACUAGUUACAGGCAAAAUCCUCCUUGGAGCUACAGUGCUCACAACUGCAAGACCUUUUGCAAUAAAUAGCGUUGGCGGUCUGAAAUUUGACAGAGAAGUAGGAAUAUUGGGGUUUUCUACUGAAAAAGUGAAAGAAUAUUGUGCAAAGUUUUUCCAGGAUGACGAAAGUGUAAUAGAAAGAGUCUGGCAGCAUGUUCAAAGCAAUUUAAACCUGUUAAAUUUAUGCUACAUUCCUGUUAACUGUUUCAUAGUUUGUUCUCUUUUGAAAAAGAUUAUGGAACUUACAACCAGCUAUUCACAAGGUGCUGUCUUGACAACCACACUUACAGAUAUCUAUGAAGGAGCAUUAAGAUUGUUCAUUUUCAAACAUCACCCUGAAUAUCAGGGCAAAACUUUGAAACGGAGUGACCUUACAUCUAAUGGGACAUUUUCUAGUUCAGUAGAACAAAUGCUGUCAAAACUUGAGAAAUUGGCCAAGAAAGGAAUUGAUGAGAAACGACUGGUAUUUGAAUUAGAAGAAGUGCAGGGAAUGGAAAACUGUGGAUUGCUGAACCGCUUGCAAGAUGUAGAAAAUGCCCCAUUUACUUACAAGCCUCAAUUUUGCUUUAUCCAUUUGACAAUGCAAGAAUUCGUUGCUGCAAGAGGAAUUGCAAAAAUGGAUCCUCAAGAUAUCCAGCAGUUUAUAUCUUCAACAGCUAAAGAUGAAAAAUGGCAUCUGGUAAUCCAGUUUGUGGCAGGACUACUUAGAGGUAAUGAAGCCGUUGUAAAUGAAGUGUUUGUAAAGAAUCUUCAAGAUGGCUUGUUAGUCAAUAGUCAUGACAGAGACAAUAGAAAUAUGGCUUUACUCAUGAUGAAAUGUUUCUAUGAAGCAAAUGAUAUCAGUUCUGCAGAGAGAGCAGCUGCUGAGCUCAAGUCAAACAGUAAGUUCACCAAUCAAAUUGAAUUUGAAAAUCUCAGUCUUUCUCCAGUUGAUUGCACUGCAAUAGUGUAUUUUGUCAAACACAUUGAUAAUUUAGAAUAUCUUAAUGUUAGUUGGAAUCCAUUGGGAGAUCGUGGGUGUUCAGAACUCUCAAAGUUGAUUAAGGCAGGGGGACCACAAGCAUUAUAUCUCACAUGUUGUGACAUUAGUGAUCAAGGCCUGAUUACGAUACUUGAUGCAAUGAAAACAGCUGAGACAUGUAAUCUGUCCCAGUUACAUCUCGAUGGAAAUCCUGACAUAUCUCAAAAAGGUUAUUCAUACCUUUGUGAUGCUCUCAUGGAUGAAAAAUGUAAACUUACAGGGUUAUCAAUUGAUGAUAUACCUGAAGGUGAAUUAAUGAAACUUAUCAAUGCAUUGAAACACAAAAAUUGUAAUCUUACUAAGCUCCACUUAGAUAAAGGAAGCAAUGGAAAUCAAGAUGAAAGUAUAAGUCAAAACUUAUAUAACGCUCUUGUGGAUGACAACUGUAAGCUGACAGACCUGAAAUUAAGCUUCUCUUAUUCAUCUUCAUCUAUAUCACAUUUAUGUGAAGCAGUUAAACAUAAAAAUUGUAAACUUACUAAUUUAACAUUGAUACAUUCUAUUCUGAGAGAUGAAGACAUAUUAUGUCUUUGUGAGGCAUUGAAAAGUGUGAGUUGCAAAUUUGAAGAAUUACAUAUGGUUGGUAAUGUUUGUGAUAUAUAUUAUUUAAGCAUAGUUAAUGAUCAUGAAAUUAUAUAUGGAUUACCUAAAAAUACGAAUAGUCAGAUAUUUAUAUCUGUCUUCAAUGAAGGUCUUUGCAUCACAGAUGCAGAUGUACCACACCUUUGUGAUGCACUUAUACACAAAGACUGUAAACUUACCAAGUUAAGUCUUGUUUGUCCAGCCUCUAAUUCCCUAACAAAGCAGGGUAUUGAGAAUUUGCAAAGUGCCCUUACUCAUAUAAACUGUAAAAUCAGAGAGCUGACUCUGUACUGCGGAGAUGGCCCCUGCUUACGAUUACACAGCUAUACAGCUAAAAAGGGUGACUCUGACAGUCAGUAUGAGGAAAUAGCACUUUCAAGUAUGGCGUUUGAKGGAAACCCAUACAAAAUCAAAAUAGAAAGAUAAUUAUAGAUUAUAGAAGUUAUAUUUCUAAGAAUCAGAAAUCCAACCUAACUUUUUAAAGCUUGUAAUAGGCCAUUUCACGGAUCCCGUUACUCAACCUCAGCCUCGUCAGCGUGUAAUUAUUCUUUAGAAUUUGACUACAGUCUGCAGCAAUGAAAGGAAUUUACACAUCAACGAACAAUUGAAUAGGCAAUUUCUAAAGAAUAUAUUAGUUAUAUGAUGCUCUUGUGGAUGAAAACUGUAAGCUGACAGACCUGUUGUUGAGACAUGAAGUUAGCAUAUCACAUGCAUGUUCACAAAUUUGUAAAGCACUCAAACAUAAAAAUUGUAAACUUACCAAACUGACACUCUUACAAAGAGAUAAGGGAACAACAAGUAUCCUUAAGGACUUGGAAAAGGCUAUCCUGCAUGAAAACUGUAAAAUUGAAGAGCUUACUCUGGAACCUCCAAACAACACAAAAUUAACAUUUGCUGAAAACGUGCAGUAUUUUGAAUCAUGAUAACAACAGGGUCUUGGCUAUUAAGGAUGAAUCUGGCCAGGUUGAGGAAAUAAGACUUUCAAGUAUGUUACUUUUUAGACAGCCUUCAAUAAUCAAAAUAGAACGAUAGCUUUGUUUCUAGGGAUAAGAAAAUCAACAUAACUUUUAAAAGCUUGUAAUAGACCUAAUCCACUGUUUUCCCAUUUCARACCACAUGUCAUUCCCUAGAGUAUCAUCUCUUUGUUUACUGGUUAUGCAUGACAAGACACAUGAAUAUGAUCUGAAAUGGAAAAAUAUUAUGCCUAGGUGCAUUGGGUUCAUUUGAGCACUUGUAAAGUCGAUUACCACUUACCAUGCGAUAUUACCACAUUGCACUUAAAAAUAAAAAUUGCAAACUUAUGAAGCUCGACGUUCAUACAAGAUAUAGCAGAUAAAGAAAUAUUAUGUGUUUGUAAGGUAUUGAAGCAUGUGAACUGCAAAUUAACAGAAUAACUUGUUAUUCCCAUGUCUUAACAAUUAAAUUCUUUAAGUCAUCAGAUAAAACUUAAAAUACAAAUGCAAUAUUUAUACUUCAAUUGUAUGAAAAUGAUGAAAACUUUAAGCUUACUGAUCUAGGUAUAUCAUACUUCUGUGAUGUACUGAAAAACAAGGAUUGUAAACUGCAGGCCCGUUGCUAGGAUCUUGAAACGGGAGGUUCGUUUUUCUACCUAUCUUUGUUAUGCCAUUUCUUGAAUAACUAGGAUAGCGCUAAACAUUAUUUCAUACUCCUACAAAGGUGGAGAGGGAGAGGGUGGGGGUUUGUUCAUUCGAAACACCGAACUACUCCUAGCGGCUGGCCUGAACUUACUAGAUUAAGCGUAGUAAUUCCUUAACCUAAAAGCCUUAUCAAGAAAGGUAUUGAAAAUUUGCAAAAUGUUAUCCUGCAUGACAACUAUAAACUGCACUAAAGAUUAGAUUUUGUUAAAUUUGCUUGCUGCAUACUCAAUAAUAAUGGAGGAAAUAUCACUUUCAAGUAUAGUACAUGUACCUGAUAAACCCUCAAUUAAAAUAAAAAUAAAAAGAUAGUUUUAUUUUCAAUAGAAUCAGAAAACCAACAUAACUUUUAAGUUUGUACAUGUAAUUGUAGCACUUGUCAAGUUCAAUAAAAUAUAAGAUAAAUGUAA